This is a messenger RNA of Carlito syrichta (Philippine tarsier), 1903 nucleotides long. RefSeq names its product transmembrane protein 200C (gene TMEM200C). The transcript has 2 exons. NCBI's taxonomy places the organism in Eukaryota, Metazoa, Chordata, Mammalia, Primates, Tarsiidae. The record is from RefSeq and is a predicted model, not a curated record. Bases 1 to 1110 code for a protein of 369 amino acids.
AUGAUCGCCACCGGCGGCCUGCUGAGGAUUUCCGCCAGAAAGCAGGAUCCCCUCCGCCCCCCCAGCCAGAUCCCCAAGCGCAAGCGGAAAACCAAGAAGAGGCGCAAGAACGACGUGGUGGUGGUGAAAGGCAAGCUGAAGCUGUGCUCCAUCUCGGGGCUCAUCGCCCUUUGCGGGAUCCUGGUGCUGCUGGUGGGCAUAGCCAUGGCGGUGGUGGGCUACUGGCCCAAGGCCCACGGGGCCAACAGGGAAGGCGGUAAGCAGCCGCCGCCCGCGGGCAGCAGCCACCGCGUCCCGGCCACGGCCCACAGCACUCCCAGUGGCAGCAAGAACCGGUCCGGGAGCCAUCCGGGGACCCCAGGGGGUGGCAACUCCAGUUCCGGGAGCGCCCCCGGGAGCACGCCUCCAGCGCGGCCCGCCGCCCCCUCCUCCUCCUCCUCCUCCUCCACGUCGGUGGGCUUCUUCUUCCGCGUCUUCUCUGGCUACCUGCACUCCGACAAGCUCAAGGUCUUCGGGCCCCUCAUCAUGGGCAUCGGCAUCUUCCUCUUCAUCUGCGCCAACGCGGUGCUCCACGAGAACCGGGACAAGAAGACCAAGAUCAUCAACCUGCGGGACCUCUACUCCACCGUCAUCGACGUGCACAGCCUCACCAGCGGGCUCCCAGACUACCGGGCGCCGCUGUGCCCCGAGCCCCCGUCCUCCCCGGGCAGCGCGCCCCUGGACUCCAGCCUUCCGGCCAAAGCUGCCUCCCCGUCGUCACCGCCUCUGAGGCCGGACGGCUCGCCGCCCGGCAGGCGGCACUCGGGGAGCUCCCAGUCGGAUGACCCGUCCAGCAGCAACAAGGGCUACACCCCCCUGCGGGAGGCUGGCACCUCCUCGGAGUCCGUGGUGGACGCGGCAGCCGGUCAAGGGCGAGACUGCGAGGCCGCCGCGGCCCCGGGCGGGGAGCAGAGCCCCCCGGAGGGGGCCAGCCCGGAGCCGCCCACGCCCACGACUGAGCAGCCGCAGCCCGUGCAGAGGCAGUUUACAAACAAGGAGAAACUCUUCAUGAUUUCCCGGUCUCGUGCCGUGGGGGCAGAGGAAGGAGAACUGGAAAGCAGUGGCAUUUAGGGAAAGAGGGGGCGAGGGCAAAAGAGGAGAGAGAAUGGGAGGAAUGCCCACUCGAAUCAGUGUGUUAGCAGGUCCCUGUUUCCCUUGCGGACCGAUCUGAGGGCAUCAUUCAAUAUCCAAAGAGCUGCAGAAUGUUAUCCUUGAAUUGCGUUCACAAGAUUCCUGUAGAUAACUCCGAGCAAUUUUUUUUUUAAAAAGCAAACUAGUCUUUUUAUGUCCGAUGGUGAUUGUAUGUUCCAUGAAAACCAAAUGUAUUAAAAGGUCAGCAAUCUAGUUCAGUAGAUAAAAUUCUCUUGAUUUUCUUAGGAUCAAAAUAAUAUAUUUUUGACAGUAACGGCACUUUACUCCAACUUUUUUUUAAGUCCCUAAUUUCCCUAACCCCUGUACUCUGCUGCUGGUUUUGUCCAUAGCUGCUUGUGAAUGACAAGCUUUUUAUCUCCCUCCCUUUGCGGAGCAUAGAAGGGUUUGACUCAGUUCUUUUAGAAUUGAUGUUACUAAAUGAAGUCAAGGCCAAAAGCAUGGGUCAUUCAGGAAAGAGCACUUUCCUUGCCCCACCCCACUCCACUCACCCAACUGUCCAAAGGCCUCUUUGGUUUUUAAAAGGGCUUAUGCCUUUUGCUACUAGGAUAUGUGGUGGAGACUGGAGUGGGCCAGGAGGUAGAUGGACUGUUAAACGCGGAAGUUCACAAUAUCAAGUACGCCAUGCUUUAUUGAGUAUUAUCACACUUGUAUUGAAAUAGCAUUCAUAUUUAAAGUCUUUUUUAAAUAAAAAGUUUCCAAACCAACAGUUAAA